Messenger RNA from Brugia malayi, 1650 nucleotides. RefSeq lists its product as uncharacterized. Gene Ontology annotation, biological process: pseudouridine synthesis. The transcript is spliced from 12 exons. Bases 1 to 1650 code for a protein of 549 amino acids. The record is from RefSeq and is a predicted model, not a curated record. NCBI's taxonomy places the organism in Eukaryota, Metazoa, Nematoda, Chromadorea, Rhabditida, Onchocercidae. Gene Ontology annotation, cellular component: nucleus. Gene Ontology annotation, molecular function: RNA binding; pseudouridine synthase activity.
AUGGAAGGAGAUUUCUUUAUUACUGAAUAUAUGAGCCGUGAGCGAGAAGAAUUGAAAUGUACGAUAAAAAAGUUGUAUUCAGAUUUUAUCGUUAAUGAAAUUACCCCCAGUGGAAUCGUUCUUGAUAUAUCCUUGCCGGGCACAAUGGAAACCGCCGUUGAAAGUAAUGAAAUACGGAAUAGCUGGACAAACAUAAAUGACAUCCGUGCUCCAGAAACAGUCACGCAGGAGCUGGUAGCGAAAAUCGAUUCUCUUCUCAACAAUGGAAUCAAUGUUGUCGAAAUACCAACUGAAGGUAUGGAUAAACAAAAGCGUACCGUUAUACAUGAUUGGAUACGCAAUCGAUAUAAUGGCCUUUUAGAUUCUCAAACAGUUACCAAUGCAAUUCAAGUUCUAGUAUUGGAUAAGGGAUCCAGAAAAAGAAGGAUUUGGCCGGCAAAUCGACCCGAUUAUGUUCAUUUCACAUUAUGUAAAGAAAACAAAGAUACACACUAUGCACUUUCCGUGAUUUCUAAAUUCUUGGGGAUUAAAAACUCUUCAUUUGGUAUUUGUGGUACAAAGGAUCGUCGGGCUCUUACAACACAACGAGUGUCGUUGUAUCGAUGUGAAAUUGAACGACUGAGAAAACUUAAUGCUAAGCUACGCGGCAUAAGGCUUACUGAUUUUACUUCCAGUUCAAAACCAUGCAAAUUAGGUGAUCUUUGGGGAAAUAGAUUCAAAAUCAUUUUAAGAGAUGUUCAUCCGUUCAGCGAAACUGAUUUAAUCAGCAGGAUUGAAGAUUUCAAGACAAAUGGUUUCAUCAAUUAUUUUGGAACUCAACGUUUUGGGUCAUGCGCUUUUAAUACUGCUGAAAUCGGCAUUGCAAUUUUAAAGAGGCAAUGGGAAGUUGCCUUAAAAUCAAUUUUGAAACCACGGAAUACGUACGGAAGUAUUAGAGAUGCUUUAGACGAAUGGAAUAAGUCAGGGAGCGCUUCUGACGCUUUGAAAAAGCUCACAGGCAAUCAGGCAUAUGCUACCAUCGAAGGUCAACUUUUAUCAUCUCUUAGCAAGAAUCAAUGCAAUUAUUAUGAUGCUAUGUUAAAAUUAGCUCGGAAUACGCGCAGUCUUUAUAUUCAUGCUUACCAAAGUUUGUUAUGGAAUAAGGUUGUUACUCGACGAGUGAAAAGCAGAGGAUUUCAUGCGAUAGCUGGUGAUUUAAAUGUUGAAGGUAAAAAAAUCAAAGAUUUUGAAAACGAAGAGGUGGCUUUGCCUCUAAUAUCAACAUCUGUUGAGCUGCCCGAUAAUGAAGUUCGAAGUUGGUAUGAGGAAAUAAUGGCUGAGGAUGGCGUAACAGUCGCAAUGUUCAAAGCUUUAGAAAAGGAUUGGGCGAUAGGCAAUGUGAUGCGACCUCUUAUUAGCAAACCGCAGAGUGUGAAGUAUAAAAUGUUGACUUAUGCCGAAGCCAAGACAAAGUUGCAGGCAGAUUUUGAAGGAAAUAUAGAUUCAGAAAGUAUCGGAACUGGCAACUUCCAUGGGGUGGCCUUGGAGUUUUCUUUGCCGUCUGGUUCUUAUGCUACGGUCGCUUUACGAGAAAUCACAAGGUGUGAUAUGAGUAAAUUGGCGCAGAUGUCCAUGAAUCAAGGUGAAAAGGAUUUUACUGAAUGUGUUUAG